Messenger RNA from Moesziomyces aphidis, 1461 nucleotides. NCBI's taxonomy places the organism in Eukaryota, Fungi, Basidiomycota, Ustilaginomycetes, Ustilaginales, Ustilaginaceae. The record is from the annotation of a GenBank genome assembly.
AUGGAUGGAAUCAUGCAUCUCAUUGUCGCCUCACCCGACCUUCGCUCCCAGCCGAGGGGUCUAGAACAGCUCCCUAGCAGUGAUCAGCUCUCUUUCUGCAGCGCGGUCACCCCGUUGCACUGGCAGCGGCGCCCGGAUCGCCGUAACGGCCCUCGCUUCGAUCCGGCAGGCCUGUUGCGAGGUAGGCGACACGCACGUCGUGCCCUGUCGCUCUUUGCCGGCAGUGGGCCAUUGGGACCGAUUGCGCGACGAACCCGGGACACCGUUGCCAGCCAGCCAGUCCUUUACAGAGCCGGCGCCGGACUGCCUGCUUUGCGUUCGGAGCCGACCAGGCUGACAUUCGUCGAGAUACUGCCAACAGCCUUGACUAGGCCGUUGGCAGGCCUGACCACAGGAGCGCUGUCUAGCCGAGUCGCACCGGGAAGGGCGAGCCGCCGCAACCCCAAACAGGAGAUUUUCCGCCAGUCGCGCUUUUCAACGCACGAAAGCAGCGUACCAUAUCGCCUCCGGCCUUCGCUGACGGAGGACGCUUCCGAAAGCGAGCCGACCCUGCAUACUGUCAGCGACUUGUUCGCAUCAUCGCUCCGCCCCGAGACUGACGUGCUGCAGCCUGCUGGCGGCAGCGGCAAGCUACGCGUCGCCCUUGGUCUCAGUUUGGCCUUGCUCCAUCACCCGACCUGGUCCACGCUACCGGAUGAAGAUCAUUGCUGGCUUCAUCGUCGUUGCAGAUCGGCUCGAAAUGCCUCGAAAGAAAACGUGGGGUCUGCGCUCAGAACGCUCGAUUUGCUAUCGGUUUUGCUAAACGUGCCAAAGCGAGUCUCGGGUCCUGACGAUCCGGAUCGUCGUCGUGCGGUCAAUCCAUCCUCGAGGAUGUCUCCGCACAACGGCAAAGAGUUUCGAAGCACAGCCCUUCUAUGUGACCGACCGCUCUCGGUUUCAGCCAGGGCUCUCGACGCCUCUGUCUCGUCUCGGGCAGUGUCUCUGGCUGUGACCACUGUCUCUGAUCCGUCGCACCCGAUACAAGGCAGCUGGGCCGCCUCUCGCCCCAAUGUGGGGAAGUGCCCAUCGCAGGCUCAUAGCACAGCGUCACUGAGCCAUCUUAGGCAUCGCCCGAAUCUCUCAGAGGUAGUGCCGCUUGUGGUCUCGAAUUCGACGCCAGACAUGCAGAGCAGCUGUGAUGAGCAGACCGGUGUGGCGGUUUGCCAAUCCAGGCGAUCAAACCUGCGGUAUCAGGCCGCAGAAGCGCAAUCGCGGGCCGGCAUCCGCAGAAAGCACAUGGCGCUCGAGCGAUUCGACUCAAAGACCGCUGCAUUGCAUCGCAACUCGGGCUGGGAAGCUGGCUUAGUACUCGUGUGCACCUCUCCCCCACCUGAAGGGGUCGCCGUUGGUCCGGCGGAUGAUGAUUGGUCUACAGUCCAGCAUGUGGAGACGCUCGAGAAAGCGGCCAUCGGCACUACGUAG